GACUAAAGACUUGAUGUGGCUGAGUAUUAUUUUACACCAACUAUGCUGACGCCAUUGUAUAUGUCAUCACACCCCAGCUGGGUUCGCUGAUGCAACCCCCAUCGUCACCCUUUGAAAGCGAUAACUGAAGGUUCUGAAGUCCCUUGGCGUCGGUUGGUCUUGUGCUUCUCAUUGCUUUCAGGAUUGAAGCUUCAUUUGCUUCUGGGAAAGUUUGUGUGUUCUCUUAAUGCUGUAAAGGUUUGUCCUUUAUCGUCUCUAGUGUGUCUUUCUAAUUCUGGGUAUUGAAUUCAACUAAGAUUUUGACAGAGAGCUAACUAGCUUCUGUGGAAGUAUUGAAGUUUGGAUUUUUAUUGAUAGAAGCUUUGUGAUGAACAGUUAGAUCUUAUCCAACAUUUUACUUGUUUGGAGUUCAGUGAGUUUGGUCUGUGUGCAGGCAUUUAGUGCAGUAAAGAUUUUGGAUUGCUGUUUUUUGUUUGAUCCCAAUUUUAGAUAGUUGGUCUUGCAAUUUAGCUCAAAUUUGUAUAUUAAAGGUAACCCAAAACUUGGAGAGAUAUUUUUGUUUCUCUUUUUGGUUUGUUGGUUUUCAGUUUACAUCACGUUGGAUCAUCCCCCUUGUUUAAGUUUUGAGUGCUGUGUUUUUUCCCUGAGGGCUGCACCAGUUUUAUAUCUAAGAAACACAUUUCCUUAAUAGUUACUAUAUUGAAUCAGCAAGAUAUUGACUUGAAGUGUUAUAUUUGAGGUUAUUAGAAUUAAUAGAUUUUUGGGCUAUGGUUAUAUAAGGGAACUAGUUCCAUAUCUUGAAGCAUCCUAGGCUCCGGGUUUAGGGCUUAAAGUAGAUUAAUGGCCAAUUCAACUGAGCCAUCGUCUUCUUUGAGCUUCACCUCAUCUUCCCAUCUGUCGAAUGGUUCGAUAAGCCACAACUUAUCUUCCUAUGAAGCCUUGCCUAGUCUUGAAGUCGUCAGUUUGGCCAAGCUUAGCUCUAGUUUAGAGCAGCUCUUGCUUGAUUCUGGCUGUGAUUAUAGUGAUGCUGAAAUCAUAGUUGAGGGAGUUCCUGUUGGUGUUCACCGAUGUAUAUUAGCUUCUAGGAGCAAGUUCUUUCGUGAACUAUUCAAGCAAGAAAAGGGGUCUUCUGAGAAGGAGAGAAAACCAAGCAAACCAAAGUAUAAAAUGAAGGAUUUGCUACCUUAUGGUGAUAUUGGAUAUGACGCAUUUUUGGUUUUCUUGAGCUACAUGUAUACCGGAAAGCUGAAGCCUUCUCCCCCAGAGGUGUCAACUUGUGUGCACAAUGUAUGCGCCCAUGAUUCAUGUAGACCUGCAAUCAAUUUUGCUGUGGAAUUGCUGUAUGCCUCUUCCAUUUUCCAAAUGCCAGAUCUGGUUUCAAUAUUUCAGCGACGCCUUAUUAAUUUUGUUGAGAAAGCUCUUGCAGAAGAUGUUAUCCCAAUCCUUGUGGUUGCUUUCCACUGUCAGUUGAGUGAGCUUGUCACUCAUUCUAUUGAAAGAGUGGCUCGAUCAGAUCUUGAUAGCAUCUGCAUUGACAAGGAACUUCCUUAUGAGGUUGUAGAAAAAAUUAAAUUGCUUCGUCGUGAUUCUCAACAUGAUAGUGAACUGAAUAUGCCGCCUGUGGAUCCCUUGCAUGAAAAAAGAAUCAGGAGAAUACAUAAGGCAUUAGACUCUGAUGAUGUUGAACUUGUGAAACUUCUUUUAUCUGAGUCGAACAUAACCUUAGAUGAAGCCCAUGCUCUCCACUAUGCUGCAGCUUACUGUGAUCCUAAGGUUGUUACAGAAGUUCUUGCUUUGGGUAUGGCUGAUGUUAACCUUCGGAAUCCUCGAGGUUAUACUGUGCUUCACAUUGCUGUGAUGCGCAGAGAGCCAUCGAUAAUAGUAUUGCUUCUUAGUAAAGGAGCUCGUGCAUCAGAGCUGACAUCAGAUGGUCAGAGUGCAGUUAGUAUAUGCCGGAGGUUGACAAGGCCAAAGGAUUAUCAUUCAAAAACAGAGCAGGGGAAAGAAACAAACAAGGACCGAAUUUGCAUUGAUGUUCUAGAAAGAGAAAUGCGGAAGAAUCCAAUGGCAGAAGAUGCAUAUAUGUCGUCCCAACCAAUGGCUGAUGAUCUGCACAUGAAAUUGCUCUACUUGGAGAACAGAGUGGCUUUUGCCCGUUUGUUUUUCCCUAGUGAAGCCAAGCUAGCCAUGGUUGCUGCUCAAUCCGAGACAUCAUCUGAGUUUGCUGGAAUCUCUCCAUCAAAAGGCUCAACUGGGAACUUGAUGGAGGUUGAUUUAAACGAGACACCCACAGUGCAGAAGAAAAGACUCCAUUCUAGAUUGGAGUCCCUUAUGAAAACAGUCAACAUGGGUAGAUGCUAUUUCCCCCAUUGCUCAGAAGUCCUGGAUAAGUUUAUGGAGGAUGACCUACCUGAUUUGUUUUUCCUUGAGACGGGCACCCCUGACGAGCAGAAAAUAAAGAGGAUGCGUUUCAUGGAGCUCAAGGACGAAGUCCAUAAGGCAUUUACCAAGGACAAGGCCGAGCGCAACCUCUCUGGGUUGACUUCUUCAUCGUCCUCAUCGUCACCAAAAAAAGCUGGUGUGAAUCAGAAGACUAGGAAAUAGUGAAGGCAUAUAAUUUGUAUCUAUUAAGCCUUGCAUUUACGCAUAAAAUAUCUAUAGUUACUUACGAUUAAAGUUACUUACAAUCACAUGGUGUUGCUUUCAGUCUGCAAAAUCUCAGCAGAUGCAAAUUGCCCUGUAAACUACUUUUUACGAGUUGCUGUCCUAGUUUUGUCCAGUAGAAGAUGAUUCUAAGUAAUUGGAAAAUUGAUCAAUGAAAAUUAGCUUCGGUAA
Argentina anserina (silverweed cinquefoil) is the source of this 2835-nucleotide messenger RNA. RefSeq names its product BTB/POZ domain and ankyrin repeat-containing protein NPR1. The coding region runs from base 841 to 2604 and encodes 587 amino acids. NCBI's taxonomy places the organism in Eukaryota, Viridiplantae, Streptophyta, Magnoliopsida, Rosales, Rosaceae. Gene Ontology annotation, cellular component: nucleus. The transcript has 5 exons. Gene Ontology annotation, molecular function: protein binding. Gene Ontology annotation, biological process: defense response to bacterium; systemic acquired resistance, salicylic acid mediated signaling pathway; regulation of jasmonic acid mediated signaling pathway. The record is from RefSeq and is a predicted model, not a curated record.